AUGCAAAAUGUUUCGGGAAACGUUCUAAAGGGAAGAAUAACAAUUUGGAGAAAUAAUUACUACAAAGAGAUAGAAUCCCUCUUUUGGACUGCCGAGGACUACAACUUUGAUAAGGACAAGAAGUUCCUGGAGAGCAUUGACAAGAGCAUGCUCGUGAAGCUGUUCGAGCUGAUAUGCUUCUACAGCUUAAAGUGAAUGCUGGACAUAAUUCAGAUCCCGGAAGGACGCGCCUUUUACGGAUUCCAAAUGUGCAUGGAAAAUAUUCACGACGAAGUGUACGCAUGCAUCUUCGAAACGUAUAUUCCAGACUCCAAGCAGAAACGGGUCAUCAUCAAUAAAGUCAUACAGCUAGACAGUGUGUUGAAGAAACAAAAAUGGCUAACAGAAUUGUUCGAAACAAAUAUCCCCUUUUACAACAAACUCGUCCUUAUCUACAUAUCUAAAGUUCUUUUCAACGGUACGUUAAAUAUCCUGAUUGGAUACUGUAAAGAGAAUUCCAUCCUUCCUUGUUUGUGUAAUGUGCAUGAGAAGAUUCACCGGGAUGAAUACCUACAUGGAGACUUCUCCGUUAUGUGUUGUAACCAUUUGAACAACAAAUUAAAAUAUGAGAGCCUUUUGGAAUACUUCAAAAUGGCUGUGGAGCUGGAGUACCAGUUUUCCUUAGAGAUGCUGGAGCUGUCCGUUUUGAAAAUAAAAAAGCAGCAGGUGAAGUCUUUUCUGGAGUACCUAGCGGAUACCAUGCUGGUCAAUUUGAAGCACCCCAAGUAUUUUAAUUCCAAGUACCCCUUCACCUGGCCUGAGUUUAAUAAGAUCGUGGUGAGCGAGAACCAGAAGGCGGAAUCGGUCAAGAAGACGGAGGAUAUUUACGGAGAGAGGCAGAUCGUCCUGGACGAGGACUUCUAA
Messenger RNA from Plasmodium cynomolgi strain B, 903 nucleotides. RefSeq names its product ribonucleotide reductase small subunit. The record is from RefSeq and is a predicted model, not a curated record. The coding region runs from base 1 to 195 and encodes 64 amino acids. The transcript is spliced from 4 exons. Lineage: Eukaryota; Apicomplexa; Aconoidasida; Haemosporida; Plasmodiidae.